This is a messenger RNA of Penicillium bovifimosum, 2121 nucleotides long. RefSeq names its product protein kinase domain-containing protein. Gene Ontology annotation, molecular function: protein kinase activity; ATP binding. The transcript has a single exon. The coding region runs from base 1 to 2121 and encodes 706 amino acids. Gene Ontology annotation, biological process: protein phosphorylation. The record is from RefSeq and is a predicted model, not a curated record. NCBI's taxonomy places the organism in Eukaryota, Fungi, Ascomycota, Eurotiomycetes, Eurotiales, Aspergillaceae.
AUGUCCCAUGUUCAAGAAUACACCUCACUAUGGUGGCCAGAAGAGCGCAUCAAAGCCACUCUCAACGCAAAAUACAUCGUCAGCCGUCUGCGACAAGAAAAUAUCCCGCGAUUGUUCGAAUUGCCCGACUGGGGCGAAGGCCUGACGAGCGAAACAUACAUGGAAUGGAUCCUCACCAAGGCCGGACGUGUCUUCUUGAUUCUCGAUGCUAUCGGUAUCCCCGAUCGGAUCUUUGCGCUAGUCGAUCAAUCCUGCGACGAUGACGAUCUACCGAUCGCCGAGCACAGCGUGGAUCUAUUGUGUCUUUCCCCGGAUGGGGAGGAGGACAUCGCCCUCGACACGCGCUUCUUCCACAUGCAAUGGCGGUUUCUGGUCCGUGGCAUUGGCGAGGGAGAACACGUCGUCUACACCGAGAACGAAGGUGUCCCCGUCGAGGUAGUGCGAAGCAGCACCAGCGGCGGACUCCACGGCCGAGACGAGACAGUCGAUAAAGUGAUUCUCGCCGGUUCAGUCUGUCGAGUCUACAUGCGCACGCAAGUCAAAGUUGGCGGCGCGCCACAUUUCUUCUCUUCUGACGAGGUCCUCACUGAAAUCCGUCAGCUGAGAAGGCUAUCCCACGAACAUAUCGUCUCCGUCUACGCCUCGUAUCUGAAAGACGACAACGUCGCCGUGCUCUUCACCGGAGCAGCAGCAGAUCGCAACCUGCACAGUUUCCUAACCGACGAACCGAUCUCCUUCAAACGACUUGCCAAAGAGCACCGUCGCCAAAUCCUGAUUACCUGGCCACACUGUCUCGCAUCCGCAGUCUCCUGGCUGCACUCGCGCGGCUAUGCCCACGGUGCAAUCCGCCCAUCUAACAUCUUCAUCGAUGCAACCUUCCACAUCUGUCUCGGUCAGUUCCAAGCUCUCGACUCACUCCUGACACCGCCACACGUCAACGACCUCGAGGCAUACAACUACUCUGCGCCAGAGCGCUGGACCCGUCUCUUACCGCAAACCGUCCAGCCAAAACCACAGCAGCCAGUGCAAGUGCAGACACUCCUCCCCUCAGGAGGUCGUACAAAGCGCAGACAAAGACCGGGACAUAUAGCGCUGGCGCCGGUAAACGAAAGCCCACUUUCAUCUCCGAGACCAGACUCAGCCAGCUCAAAGGGAACAGUCAUCCGCGUCGGUCUCCCAAAUUCCCCCUCACGCUUCUCCUUCGCCUGCUCCUCUUCAUCUUCAUCUUCCGGUGCCUCGUCAGCUGCAUCAUCCAUAUACCAACACCCAACAAACACAACCACAAAUACACCAACCCAGAAGCAACACCGUCUCUCGACGCUCUGGGCCCGAAGCACGAAAAGAACCCCAUCAAUAAUGUCGUCCACCUCAUCAACCUCCUUACAACCCCAUAUACCCCAAUCAAAAUCCCCCUCUCCCUCACCAACAACAAACAAAACCACCUUCCCCUCCGACAUCUUCUCCCUAGCCGCAAUAACCCUCGACAUCCUGACAACCCUGCACAAAAGAACCCUAACAUCCUUCAGCGCCCACCGCAGCGCCCGGAACCGCUCCGCCGGCCGCGGCGGCGGGAUAGCAGAUGCAUCCUUCCAUCUCGCGCGGAAUUCAGUGCAAGUGCAAUCAUGGAUUGCGCUGUUGGAGGGGGAUGCGCUGAAGCGGUGUCGACGGGAUCGAAGGUCUGAGUGGGCUUUCUGGGCUGUGCCGCGGAUAUUGAUCGUUGUGCGGGCUAUGUUGGAUGGGGAGGUGGGGAAGAGGCCGGGCGCUAGGAGGGUGAGGAGGUUGUUUGGGGAGGCGAUUUUGAGGGGGGAGGGUGGGGGUGGAGGUGAAGGGUUGUUGCAUUGUGGGGUGGUGGAGGAGAUGAUGAUGGAGGGGAAGGGGAUGGAUGGGGAGAUGGAGAGGGCUGAGGUGAGGGCUGUUCCGGUUGUUCCGUCGGAGUCUGCUUCGGAGUUUGAUUUUGGGUUUCCGGAUGCGAGUAGUGAGAGCGAUGUUGAGGAGGAAGAAGAUGAAGGUUCGGAGUUUGAAUAUCACCCUGAGAUACGGGUUGAGCAGGUUUCGCCUCAGCUGUAUUUGCCAGACUUGGAUAUGAACAUUGGGAUGGAAGGGCUGACACUUAAUAAGUAG